ACACGUUCAUAGUCAACUAGUACCCGAAUGCUAACCCCACCUGAAAACAAGCAAGCCCACGAACCGGGCCCAUGGGCGAUGGCCACUGCCGCGCGACGCUCGCGCCUCGCCGGUCUCCUCCUCCUCGCCUCCCGCACAAACCCUAAAUCCCUCCCCUCCUUCUCAUCCUCGUCCAGCUCCGGGCCUUCCAAGACCGCCCGCGUCCGCGAGGACGACCUCCUCUCGCGGCGCCUCCUCCGGCUCCACUUCCGCCCGCCGCGCGGGGGCGCCGCGGCCGCCGUCGAGAGAUGGGCCCGGGAGCGCGGCCACGUCUCGCAGCCGGAGCUCCGUCACGCAGUCGCGCAGCUGCGGCGCGCGCGCCGCUACGAGCACGCACUCGAGAUUUUCUCCUGGAUGGACUCAUGCAACUCUCUUGAAUUGUCAUCAUGGGAUCAUGCAGCAAGACUGGACUUGAUUGCUAAAGCUCACGGAACUUCUCAAGCCGAGGAAUACUACAAGCAACUACAGAGCGCUGGUGCCAAAAGGGCUGCAUCGUUCCCUCUCCUCCAUUGCUAUGUUACAGAAAGAAAUGCACAGAAGGCUGAAACCUUUAUGGCUGAGUUGCAGAGUUGCGGUCUGCCUGUUGAUCCUCACUCAUUCAAUGAAAUGAUGAAGCUGUAUGUUGCAACCUGUCAGUAUGAGAAGGUCCUUAGUGUAAUUGAUCUCAUGAAACGGAACAACAUUCCCAGAAAUGUUCUCUCCUACAACCUUUGGAUGAAUGCAUGUGCUGAAGUCUCUGGUGUUGCCUCUGUACAAUCAGUGUUCAAGGAGAUGGUGAAUGAUGAUAUGGUCGAGGUUGGUUGGAGCACAUACUGCACAUUAGCCAAUAUCUUGAGGAUGCAUGGACUCGAUACUAAAGCGCGGACUUGCCUUAGGAAAGCUGAAACAAAACUGUCCUCAACAGGGCGCUUAGGAUACUCUUUUAUAAUGACAUGUUAUGCGGCUCUGAAUGACAGCGAGGGGGUUAUGAGGCUGUGGGAGGCUAGUAAAAGUGUCCCAGGCAGAACCCCCACUGCAAACUACAUGAGUGCUAUCUUAUGUUCGAUAAAAGUUGGCGACAUAAGCCAGGCCGAGUGGAUCUUUGGAACAUGGGAAGCAGAGUGCAGGAAGCAUGAUGUGCGUGUUUCGAAUAUUCUUCUUGGCACUUAUGUGAGGAAUGGGUGGAUAGAGAAGGCUGAGAGGCUCCACCUCCACAUGCUAGAGAAAGGCGCGCGUUCAAAUUACAAGACAUGGGAGAUAUUGCUGGAAGGAUACGUUCAGAGUAGGCAGAUGGACAAAGCUGUGGAUGCAAUGAAGAAAGGUUUAUCUUUGUUGAAGAGUUGCCAUUGGAGACCUCCACUUGAACUGGUGGAGGCCAUUGCAAAACAUUUCGAGGAGCAUGGCAAUGUGGAUGAUGCAAAUAGAUACAUUAAGGUUCUCCAAAGGUUGCAGCUGACAAACUUGCCCCUGUACAAGUCAUUGCUUCGAACAUACAUUAAUGCUGAUGUUGUGGCACCGAAUAUUUCUGAGAUGAUAGCAAGAGAUCAGAUUGCUAUGGACGAAGAAAUUGACCAAUUGAUCAUACAUGCUAGCAAGAUAGUUAUCACAUGCAAUGGAUAGCCUUUUAACUGGAAGUCUGGAACAAGCAAGCAACCAACAGUCAAAUGAUAAAUAACAUUCAGUUGACUUUGUCAAUUACAGCUGCAAAGUGCAGAGUGGCAAGUUGAACCUGCAGAUUAUAUUGCAAAAACUGAGCUGCUGGCGUCCCUGCCCGGUGUGCCUGCUAACCUGAGCAGCUCUACCUCCCUAUUAAUCCUAUGGUGUAUUUGGAAGAAAAUCUAUGAUGGCAUCUCAACCGACACAGACGCAUGCUUGCAACUUCUCAAGAUUACCUGAACCUUUGGACUAUCAGAGAUCCCUCGAGCCUGGAUCUCCAUUCUCCAAUCACUUAUUUAGUGGCGCAACCAAUAUUGUGAUGCAAUAACAUAGCUUGCUAAUUUGUUCCCUCCGCCUCUGUAUCCGCAGAAAGCUGGUUUGCAGCUUCACCUUCUGCGUGUAACAUUUCUGACCACUGAGACCGCAAAAACUUGCUCUGCAAUGGUUUUGAGCAGAGUGACUUGCCGUUUUAUAGAGUUGGAGAUCUCCAGUGCCAUUUGUAAAUAGAUGAGCCAGAGAAGUUCGGAGUGCUACAUGUUCUUGGCAUAACCCUUUGUUUUUAUUUUUCAAUGUUGUUCUUUGGAAAUCAACUUUGAUAUAUUGUUUUGCAUGAAGUCUGUUUGUCAGCUCA
Molecule: messenger RNA, 2305 nt
Organism: Phragmites australis (common reed)
Lineage: Eukaryota; Viridiplantae; Streptophyta; Magnoliopsida; Poales; Poaceae
Product: pentatricopeptide repeat-containing protein At5g27460
Exons: 2
Coding region: 28-1638 (536 amino acids)
Cellular component (GO): mitochondrion
Molecular function (GO): protein binding
Source: RefSeq, a predicted model, not a curated record